GCCAAUCCUUAAAGCUUGAGAGUCCUUCUUGUUCUUUUCUUUCCAUAAUCAAAAUCUCCCAACCCUUUUCUCCUUCAAUUUUUUUUCUUACUCCUCCUAAUCUGAUUUAUGUGAUCAGUGAUUUCUCACAUACACAAAUGUUUUUAUCAAAGCAUGGCCAUAGAUUCUUCAAAUAUAAAAGUCCAGCUUCCACCCUAUGUCUUUUCUUUUUGUGAGAGGCUUUUCAAUCUUGCUAAAAUCUCUUGGUCCACAAGUAUCUUCAACCACUGCUCUCAUUAACCUUUUGGCUCUGAACUCACAAUCUGUGGUGUGGCCUUAUUGUGGGACAUGCACAUCAUUAUUAUUCUUCUCUAAUCUACACAAAACAGUUUUUUUAUUUUUGUCCUACUAUAUCUUCCACAAAAAUAUCUUAAAAGAGUCAUCUCUUUCUGGUUUGAGUUCUUCAUCUUAAGACUAUUGUCUCCAAAUGGUUGCCAAUUACUUCUACGAGCUUUCACUUGGAGUUGUUGAAAUGGCAUGGAUUAUGCAUAGUUUUGACUACUCAAGGUUCUGUAGAUGGCUAUUGGUUGGUGUGUUCUCCUAUGAGAAUCAUGAGUGGAAGCCUCGGAUUAUCUAGCACCCACCUUGAGUUUAUUCUUAAGCUUUAGAUUGAGAUUAUAUACAAUAGCUUUUUUUGUUGCUGAAUUUUCAAUACCCUUAAGUCUAUAAUACAAGUACACCUGUUAUGUCAGAAUAAUUGUUAGUGAUCAAGCUACAGCUAGAGCCAUGUACAAGGGAAGACUAGGAGGCAAAGCUCAACUUGGAUAUGUUGAAACUGACCCAUCUGGUCGGUAUGGACGUUUCAGGGAUAUUCUAGGCAAAGGAGCCAUGAAGGUAGUGUAUAGGGCCUUUGAUGAGGUCCAAGGAAUGGAAGUUGCUUGGAACCAAGUCAAGCUUGGUGACGUUUUUCAUUCACCUGACCAACUUCAUCGCCUUUAUUCAGAGGUUCAUCUCCUCAAGAACUUGAGUCAUGACUCUAUCAUGACCUUCCAUGAUUCGUGGAUCGAUGUCAAUCAUAGAACCUUCAACUUCAUCACUGAAUUGUUCACCUCUGGCACCCUACGAGAGUAUAGAAGGAAGUAUCCUAGAGUAGAUAUCAGAGCAGUGAAGAACUGGGCUCGCCAGAUUCUAAGUGGUUUGGAGUAUUUGCAUAGCCAUGAUCCACCUGUGAUACAUAGAGACCUCAAGGGUGAUAACAUCUUUGUCAAUGGCCAUUUGGGGCAGGUCAAGAUUGGUGACUUAGGACUUGCAGCCAUUCUAAGUGGCUCUCAACAUGCCCACAGUGUCAUAGGCAAUUCCUCUUGCUCUUUUUACUUGGUACUUAAAUUAUCAAUAAUGAGUAAUCUAAAACUUAACCAUGUGUUUAUAAAACUGAAAUUUUGUGUUUGGUAUGAACCAUCAGGUACGCCAGAAUUUAUGGCACCAGAGUUGUAUGAAGAGGAAUACAAUGAGCUGGUAGACAUAUACUCUUUUGGGAUGUGUAUGAUAGAGUUGUUUACUUCUGAGUUCCCAUACAGCGAGUGCUCCAACCCUGCUCAAAUUUACAAGAAAGUUACUUCAGGGAAGCUACCAGAUGCAUUUUACAGAAUCCACGAUUUGGAAGCCCAGAGGUUUGUGGGAAAAUGUUUGGCAAAUGUCUCAGAGAGGUUGCCAGCAAAGGAGCUCUUACUGGAUCCAUUUUUAGCCAUGGAUCAACUUGACUCACCAUUGCCUAGCCCAACAUUACCCAGAAAACAUACUCAAACACUCAAUUUCACUUCAGCAGUUGCCAAAGAGGAACCUUCAAUGAUUGACCAAACAAAGAGUACACACAUGACAAUCACUGGGUCAAUAAAUGAAGAGGAUGACACAGUUUUCCUUAAAGUACAGAUUUCUAACAAAACUGGAAACACAAGAAAUAUAUACUUUCCAUUUGACACCAUAAACGACACUGCCAUUGAAGUGGCAAUUGAGAUGGUUAAAGAACUGGAAAUUAGUGACUGGGAACCAUUGGAGAUUGCUGAAAUGAUAGAAGAGGAGAUAUCAGCUUUAGUUCCAACAUGGAGGGAUUGGAGCACUUCUAAGUAUCAACAACAACAUAGUUUUAGCUAUGAAGAAGAGGAUGAUAUAAGUAACCACCAUCCUUUCUUCUCAUCAUCUUCUCUCUCUUCCUCUCACGGUUCUCUCCCAGUGUUUGGUUCUUCCAACAAGAACAAUACCCAACUUUAUGGGAACCAUUACCCUUUUGCUCAAGAUUGGCCUCAAGAUGAUCUAUUUAUGAAUGAUGAUGCGAGCUCUCAAAGCUCAAUGAACUCCUUGAAGUGUUUCAAUUUUCAUUGCUGUGACUCAGGCAAUGAAAAUGAGCAUAGUCCAACUAUACUAGUUGGAACAGAACCAAUUUGCUACACGCCAAAGGCCAACAACAAGUGCACAAGAUUCUGUCCUAGAGAAGAGAUGGUGGAGGCUGAUUCCACCAAACAGUUUUGCAACAUGAGAAUGGAUUCUAGCAGGUAUCAUAGGCCAAUGCAUGGAUGCCAAAGUCUGACAAGGAUUCAUUCCUAUGCGGAUUUGAGGAGACACCAACUACAAAGAUCACUGAUAGAGGAGAUACACAAGAGGAGGAUGUUCAAGACGGUUGGUGCUAUUGAGAACAUUGGGUUUCAGAAUCCAGAAAGAGGUGGAUGUUAUCCUCGUUGAAGCUCCAUGGAUUCAGAAUCUCUCUCUCUCUCUCUCUCUCUCUGUUCUUUUUUUUUCUUUUUUGGUUAUCUCUUUUGAGUGUUUAUUUAUUGCCUUGCUUUAUGAUGUCCGUCAAUAUUUGUAAACCAUACGGACACAUCUGAAUAUUGUACAACAUUGUGAAAAAGUUGUAAAAUAUUUCAAUCUAUGCAAAUGUAAAAGGUUGUUUACA
This is a messenger RNA of Gastrolobium bilobum, 2926 nucleotides long. RefSeq names its product probable serine/threonine-protein kinase WNK5. Lineage: Eukaryota; Viridiplantae; Streptophyta; Magnoliopsida; Fabales; Fabaceae. Bases 766 to 2715 code for a protein of 649 amino acids. Gene Ontology annotation, cellular component: cytoplasm. The record is from RefSeq and is a predicted model, not a curated record. Gene Ontology annotation, molecular function: protein serine/threonine kinase activity; ATP binding. Gene Ontology annotation, biological process: intracellular signal transduction; protein phosphorylation. The transcript has 6 exons.